AUGGGUCGGGUUAAACUGGAGCUAAAGCGGAUAGAGAAGACCACGAACCGACAAAUUACGUACUCAAAACGUAAAAAAGGUUUAAUAAAGAAGGCUUAUGAAUUGUCAACACUUUGUGAUAUCGAUCUUGCUCUCCUCAUGUUCUCCCCCUCCGAUCGCCUUUGUCUCUUUUCCGGUCAAACAAGGAUCGAGGACGUUUUCGCGAGGUACAUCAAUCUUCCUGAUCAAGAAAGAGAGAAUGCCAUAGUUUUCCCCGACCGAAGCAAACGCCAAGGAUUCCAAAACAAAGAGUAUCUGUUAAGAACUCUUGAGCAACUCAAAACUGAAGACGACAUGGCCCUCCAAAUCAACGAACCUCGCCCUGUCCACACCGAUGUCGAGCAACUUGAGCAAGAAGUUUGUAGAUUACAAAAACAGCUUCAGAUCUCAGAGGAAGAACUUAGGAAAUUCGAACCAGAUCCAGUGAGGUUUACAUCAAUGGAGGAGACUGAAGCAUGUGAAACUCAUCUCAUCGAUACCCUAACACGUGUUGUUCAGAGAAGGGAACAUUUGUUGAACAAGUCCUCCAAAGCACCAAGUACCCAACAUAGCAUGGAAGGAAUCCUUCUUAACGACGUCGCGGAGGAAUGGGCCUCUGUGACUGAGCCCAAACAAACACAUAUGAUAGCCAAUUCAGUCCAUCAUUCCAAUCCGCUAAGCUAUGAGAUGCUAUUAUUGCAAAGAAGUACUUCAAGUUCGAACAAAAAUCCAAAAUGAUGAUAUUAGGUGAGUCUCGGUGAAAAUGCGAAUACUUCACGAAUGGAUCCAAUCCUAAACUUCUACAGUUUUUUUAUCCAUUUGAAUUAAGGUUUUAUUCUUGUAAUGUUAAAUAAUUAUGAAAUGUUGGUU
Molecule: messenger RNA, 888 nt
Organism: Capsella rubella
Lineage: Eukaryota; Viridiplantae; Streptophyta; Magnoliopsida; Brassicales; Brassicaceae
Product: agamous-like MADS-box protein AGL66
Exons: 10
Coding region: 1-756 (251 amino acids)
Biological process (GO): regulation of transcription by RNA polymerase II
Molecular function (GO): protein dimerization activity; RNA polymerase II cis-regulatory region sequence-specific DNA binding; DNA-binding transcription factor activity, RNA polymerase II-specific
Source: RefSeq, a predicted model, not a curated record